GUACUGACACUUCCAUUUUUUCCAAAUGAGGGGCCCGCCUUAAAUAUUACUCAGCAAAAAGCGGCAACAUGAAUUCGGGGUAAUUUGAUUGGAACAAAGGUGUGCGGAGACAAAGUGACCACCUUUUUUUUUUUGUGCCCCUUACUCUCCUUGCCUGCUCCAUGAGUUGGCUUUUGCCUUUGUUGAACCCUUUUAACACACACAAUGCAAGCGUUCACCGUGGUCAAAAGAUUAGCCUCCAAACCCAACACUUUGAACAACUAACAACUACGCGGUAUGUUAAAUUAGCUCGAAAAGAAGUUGGCGCCACUGCGACGAAUACAACAAAAACGACUACGUUAAAACCUAAAACGGUCAAGUCGAGCACGAAAGCAACAACGGCAGAAACCAAAGCACAAACGUCUGCUUCAGACAGUGUGACAUCGGCCGAGAUCAAAAAAGCAGCAGCAGCGGUACCUGCAUUAGCGAAUGCCGUUCAUGCGGAUCACUUUGCCACGACGCAACAGUUUGAUGCUGCAUUUGACGAUAACACAAAGGAAAAUGCUAUUGACUGGUCUACUUCUUAUCACGGCCUUUCGACUGUCCGUUUUUCAAAAGAGGCCACGGAUAUUUUACUUGAACCUGUCAAUCCAGAAGAUAUUGAAAUUAAGCCCGAUGGUCUCUUAUACCUUCCCGAAAUCAAAUAUAGACGCAUCUUAAAUCGAGCUUUUGGACCAGGAGGAUGGGGUUUAGCGCCGCGCGGCGAACAUACGAUUUCACCCAAGAAUAUCUCGCGGGAGUACGCAUUGAUCUGUAACGGACGAUUUGUGUCACAAGCAAGAGGAGAGCAGGACUUUUUUGAUGUCUCUGGAUUACCAACGGCGUCUGAAGGUUGCAAAAGUAAUGCUUUGAUGCGCUGUUGCAAAGAUUUAGGGAUCGCUUCAGAGUUGUGGGAUCCAGUCUUUAUACGAAAAUUCAAAAAGAAAUAUUGUGUAGAAGUCUGGACAGAACAUGUCACUACAAAAAAGAGAAAGAAAUUAUGGAAAAAGAAAGAUGAUACACUAGAAUACCCAUACAAAGAAGUGUAAAGAAAGGGGAAUGAAGUCAUCCAGCAUCUCUGGACUGGUUUGAAGUGGAAACCACGUGCUUUUUGAGAA
Mycotypha africana is the source of this 1136-nucleotide messenger RNA. Its product is annotated as mitochondrial genome maintenance MGM101-domain-containing protein. The record is from RefSeq and is a predicted model, not a curated record. The transcript is spliced from 5 exons. Bases 162 to 1067 code for a protein of 301 amino acids. Lineage: Eukaryota; Fungi; Mucoromycota; Mucoromycetes; Mucorales; Mycotyphaceae. Gene Ontology annotation, molecular function: single-stranded DNA binding. Gene Ontology annotation, cellular component: mitochondrial chromosome; mitochondrial nucleoid. Gene Ontology annotation, biological process: interstrand cross-link repair; recombinational repair.